CCGCAUUUUGGCAGAAAGUACAAUGUCGACCAGCCGCAAGUUAAAGAGUCAGGGCAUGAGGAGGGGCAAGAACAGAACUCCUCACAAGGGAGUCAAGAGAGGCGGCAGCAAAAGAAAGUAUCGGAAGAGCAGCCUGAAGAGUAGAAAACGCUGUGAUGAUGCCAAUCGCAAUUUCCGCUCCCACUUGUGACUCCACCAGCGGGCUCUGCCCUGGUGGACUUUGAAGGACACCAGGCAGCAACCGAACAGAAGGGGGACUGCCAAGGAGACCUGAAGUUAGACCAAAGCCAGAGAAGAACUUAUCAUGUGGAUAAAAUGCCAGUCAUGACAAAAUGAGGCAUGUAUAUGUUGGCUGUUUCUCCCCAACAUCUCAAUAAAAAUUUUGAAAGCUGAA
Messenger RNA from Capra hircus (goat), 394 nucleotides. RefSeq names its product transition protein 1 (gene TNP1). NCBI's taxonomy places the organism in Eukaryota, Metazoa, Chordata, Mammalia, Artiodactyla, Bovidae. Gene Ontology annotation, biological process: spermatogenesis; chromatin remodeling; spermatid nucleus elongation. The record is from RefSeq and is a predicted model, not a curated record. Bases 23 to 190 code for a protein of 55 amino acids. Gene Ontology annotation, molecular function: DNA binding. Gene Ontology annotation, cellular component: nucleosome; male germ cell nucleus. The transcript has 2 exons.